AUGGUCACACUGGAGGAUGAGGACCAGUUUAACGAGCUGGGGUGCUUCUACAACCCCUUCACUGGCAACUAUACCAUCAACAUCAUGCUCACGAGCCCUACCGUAGAGGCUUUGAAGGUUGUCAAUCAGCUCAAGGCUCUUCAGGAUGAGGUGGCGUUCAACGGCAUGGAUAAGAUGGAGAAGGACGGCUUGACCAUUACCUACCGUGGAAUUUCUUUGACAUGCCAAGGCGCUGAGCUUGAUGACACAGCACCGGAAGAGCCCUCGUCAUCCGCCCCAGCUUCUGCCCCUACACCUGUUGAGAAGAAGCCCGCCUCUUCGUCUACUGCCACACCUGCAGACCUUCAGGGUAUGAAGCGGAUGAUGAAAGAGCUUCAGGCAGAAAAUGCUGAGAUGAGCUACCGCAUCAAGAGGAACACUAAGGACAUCCGUGAGCUCUUGAAGAAGUGCCGAGACAUGGAGAUUGACAUUGUGUUGUUGCGACCUUCUGGUGAGAAGUUCACUGUCAAAGGUUGCCCUUCAUACUCAGUGUCCAAGUUCAAGCAUCACUUGCGUACUGAGUAUGGCUUCCGCUACCACCACCAGCGCCUCAUCCGGAACAACGCAGAUGGCAUGGCUGUUGAGCUCCAGAACACCCGCAAGCUCUUCAGCUACGGGGUGGAGAACGAUGGCGACCAGAUAUACUUUGUGAUGACCGGCGGUGAGGUUGUUGCCACCCCUCAGACGCCAGCUGUUGGGGUGUCAUCUUCGUCAGAAGAGGAUGAGAUUGUGGGAACUCCUCCUAUGUCAGAUGAUGAUGCUGACCAACUGCCUCGGCCGGGAGAUUGCGACAUGAGCCUUGUGUCCAUCAAGGACUACGCAAGCAAGAGCGUGAUGUUUCACGGCGGGAUUGACCACAGAAUGGACUUGAAAGGACUACUUGACUUCGUGAUGGUGUUUGAAAGCAUUGAAGAUGAGCAGAAAGACCAGCUUGUUUUCAGCGACGGCCGUGGCAGUCCAUACUCAUGGUCGUUGACUGUGCAACAGUGCAUGGACACCGCUGGCUUUGACGGAUUCUACCUGAAGGUGCGUGGGUUGAGUGGUGGGGCUCUUGUCCGUGGUCAUCUUUCCAAGCAACAGAUGCUUGACAGGUUCAAGAAGAAGAGCCGUGAUUACAUCAAGCAGUUGAAGUCAGUGGAAGAUGAAGAAGAUGAGACCAUCUACGACGCAACCCUUGUCCCCCAACCCAUCCAUGACUUCAUGGAGGAGAAGCGCCAGCAGAUUGCCAACGCCUGCUUCAUGGCAUCCCAAGGGCGAUGUCCAAUCUUGAUGGCAUUGAAAUUCACUCCGGAUGACAAGCUGGUGGCAAUUGAGGCGCUCAUGAAGGAAAAGCUGAAGGGCAAAAAGGAUGUCAGCGAGCUUCGUGUGCUCAAGUCAAUCAACCUUAUGUUUCCCACCAUGUCAGUGAUUGAGCAGACCAAGAUGGGGAUGACACUUCUUCAGAAGGAAUUGGCAUCAUGCCUUCUCAUGAUGUAUGCCACCCGCUACAAUGAGGAGCAUGCCGGAGAGUUGCGGUAUUACCACGGUGGCUUCUUGAAGGACUUGGGCGAGGAGUUGAUUGAACGCCAAGUUCGUCCAUUGGCUGAACCUGAGCGUGGUUGUGUUUUGUCUUGA
This is a messenger RNA of Effrenium voratum, 1653 nucleotides long. The record is from the annotation of a GenBank genome assembly. NCBI's taxonomy places the organism in Eukaryota, Dinophyceae, Suessiales, Symbiodiniaceae.